This is a messenger RNA of Brachypodium distachyon (stiff brome), 3466 nucleotides long. RefSeq names its product putative receptor-like protein kinase At3g47110. Gene Ontology annotation, molecular function: ATP binding; protein binding; protein kinase activity. The transcript has 2 exons. Gene Ontology annotation, biological process: protein phosphorylation. Bases 54 to 3341 code for a protein of 1095 amino acids. The record is from RefSeq and is a predicted model, not a curated record. Lineage: Eukaryota; Viridiplantae; Streptophyta; Magnoliopsida; Poales; Poaceae.
CCCACUGCCUGCCCCACGUUCCCUUCACCAACCUUCAGUUCUUCAACAACACCAUGGCUGCUCUUCUCUACAUCCGCAUGGUGCUGCUCCUCGUCUCACUGAUGCCACGUGCUGCACAGCCGGCACUCGCCCCGCCAACCAAACCCACAGACCUCGCUGCGCUGUUCGCCUUCAAAGCACAGGUCAAGGACCCUCUUGGUAUCCUCGACAGCAACUGGAGCACCAGUGCAUCGCCUUGCUCGUGGGUUGGGGUCUCGUGCGACCGACGCGGGCAUCAUGUGACAGGCCUAGAGUUCGACGGCGUGCCGCUCCAGGGCAGCAUCGCCCCACAGCUCGGCAACCUCUCCUUCCUCUCCAGCCUUGUUCUCAGCAACACCAGCCUCGUGGGCCCUGUGCCGAGAGAGCUUGGUGGCCUGCCUCGGCUCCAAAAUCUUGUCCUCUCAUACAACAGCUUGUCAGGUACCAUCCCCUCCACACUUGGCAACCUCACAAGCCUUGAGUCUCUUUAUCUUGAUAGCAACAACCUCUUCGGGUCAAUGCCAAGUGAGCUCGGGAAUCUGAACAAUCUUCAGUCUCUAAGACUGUCAAAUAAUGACUUGAGCGGGCUGAUACCUCCUGGCUUGUUCAACAACACACCCAAUUUGCGUUUAGUACGAUUAGGCUCAAACAGGCUGACAGGAGCAAUUCCUGAUAGCAUCGGCUCAUUGUCGAAGCUGGAGAUGCUAGUCCUGGAACGCAAUCUUCUAUCAGGCCCCAUGCCUCCUGCUAUCUUCAAUAUGUCCCAGCUGCAAACUAUAGCUAUCACAAGGAACAACCUCUCAGGUCCAAUCCCUUCAAAUGAGAGCUUUUACCUCCCUAUGUUGGAGUUUAUCUCCCUCGGUGAAAAUCAGUUUGAUGGACCUAUCCCGCAUGGUCUUUCAGCAUGCAAGAACCUUCACAUGCUCUCCCUUCCUGUGAAUAAUUUCACUGGUCCUGUGCCAUCAUGGCUGGCAAUGAUGCCAAACCUCACCAGAAUUUACCUGUCAACAAAUGGUCUCACUGGAAAGAUCCCUAUGGAACUGAGCAACAAUACUGGGCUUCUUGGUUUGGACCUCAGCCAGAACAAGCUUGAGGGGGGAGUCCCACCAGAGUAUGGACAGCUGAGAAACCUCAGUUAUCUAAGCUUUGCAAACAACCGAAUAACAGGUUCCAUUCCAGAAUCCAUAGGCUAUCUUUCUAACCUCACAGUAAUAGAUUUUGUUGGAAAUGAUUUGACUGGAUCGGUGCCAAUUUCAUUUGGGAACCUGCUGAACCUUCGUCGUAUCUGGCUCAGUGGGAACCAGCUCAGUGGGGACCUCGACUUCUUGUCCGCACUUUCAAAAUGCAGGAGCCUGAAAACAAUUGCCAUGACAAACAACGCAUUCACAGGGAGGCUACCAGCCUAUAUUGGAAACCUUAGCACGGUCCUCGAAACAUUUAUAGCAGAUAACAAUGGGAUCACCGGAAGCAUCCCUAGUACAUUGGCUAAUCUUACCAACUUAUUGGUUCUGUCUCUGAGUGGAAACAAGCUGAGCGGGAGGAUCCCCACACCAAUCACUGCAAUGAGCAAUCUCCAAGAACUCAACCUCGCAAAUAAUAGCUUGUCUGGCACCAUACCAACAGAAAUCAAUGGAUUAAAAAGCUUGUCUAGCUUGCAUCUUGACAACAAUAGACUUGUUGGUUCCAUUCCAAGUAGUGUCAGCAACCUAAGCCAGAUACAGAUUAUGACACUAUCCUACAACUUAUUGUCUUCCACAAUACCAACAGGUCUAUGGCACCAUCAGAAACUAAUGGAGCUUGAUUUGUCAGAGAACUCUUUCAGUGGUUCCCUACCUGUCGACAUAGGGAAACUGACGGCAAUUAGCAAGAUGGAUCUAUCAAACAACCAGCUAUCAGGUGACAUCCCAGCUUCCUUUGGCGAAUUGCAGAUGAUGAUUUAUCUGAAUCUGUCCAGCAACUUACUAGAAGGAUCGGUACCAGACUCAGUUGGCAAGUUACUAAGUAUUGAGGAGUUAGAUUUCUCCUCCAAUGCACUUUCUGGUGCCAUUCCAAAGUCCUUGGCCAAUCUCACAUACCUUACCAACUUGAACCUAUCUUUCAACAGGUUAGAUGGAAAGAUACCAGAAGGAGGUGUGUUCUCCAACAUCACUCUAAAAUCAUUGAUGGGAAACAGAGCACUCUGCGGCCUUCCAAGGGAAGGAAUAGCGCGAUGCCAGAACAACAUGCACUCAACGUCAAAACAACUACUGCUGAAAGUCAUAUUACCUGCAGUAGUGACACUAUUUAUUUUAUCUGCUUGCCUGUGCAUGUUGGUUAGAAAAAAAAUGAAUAAGCAUGAAAAGAUGCCAUUACCCACAGACACAGAUUUGGUGAAUUACCAGUUGAUCUCAUACCAUGAGCUUGUCCGUGCAACAAGCAACUUCAGUGAUGAUAACCUGCUAGGGGCUGGAGGCUUUGGUAAAGUCUUCAGAGGUCAGCUAGAUGAUGAGUCUGUCAUUGCAAUAAAGGUUCUCAAUAUGCAAGACGAAGUAGCUUCAAAGAGCUUUGACACAGAAUGCCGCGCACUACGAAUGGCCCGGCAUCGGAACUUGGUGAGGAUAGUUAGCACUUGCUCCAAUCUUGAGUUUAAAGCACUGGUUCUUGAGUAUAUGCCCAAUGGUAGUUUAGAUGAUUGGCUGCAUUCAAAUGGAGGAAGGCACAUUAGUUUCCUACAACAGCUUGGAAUCAUGCUGGAUGUUGCAAUGGCGAUGGAGUAUCUACAUCACCAGCACUUCGAAGUUGUCCUGCAUUUUGAUUUAAAGCCUAGCAAUAUUUUGCUUGACAUGGACAUGAUUGCACAUGUUGCUGACUUCGGAAUUUCCAAGCUGCUGGCGGGAGAUGACAACUCUAUUGUGUUAACAAGCAUGCCAGGCACAGUAGGAUACAUGGCACCAGAGUUUGGAUCAACAGGAAAAGCAUCACGGAGGAGUGACGUUUACAGCUUCGGGAUUGUUGUCCUUGAAAUCUUCACAAGGAAAAAACCAACUGAUCCAAUGUUUGUUGGUGAGUUGAGCUUAAGACAGUGGGUUAGUGAAGCAUUCCCACAUGAACUCUCUACUGUCACUGACUCUGCCAUACUGCAAAAUGAACCAAAGUAUGGUACUGAUAUGAAAAGCAAUCCCUCUGAUGCCCCAUCCACCAUCUUAAAUACUUGCCUAGUGUCCAUCAUUGAGUUGGGCUUGCUUUGCUCUAGAACUGCACCUGAUGAGAGAAUGCCAAUGGAUGAUGUGGUUGUCAGAUUAAACAAGAUCAAGACAAAUUAUUGUUCUCAGCUAGCGAAUUAAGGAGCUCACUUAGGGAAAGUUUUCUUUUUGUUGUUGUUGUUCUUCUUACCUUCCUGUAUAAGUAUUUGUACUUCGUAAUAUAUUUCCCCCUCAAUGAAAUUAAGCUAAGCACCCUGCUUCUAUCC